This is a messenger RNA of Jatropha curcas, 1717 nucleotides long. RefSeq names its product protein NRT1/ PTR FAMILY 8.1. The record is from RefSeq and is a predicted model, not a curated record. Gene Ontology annotation, cellular component: membrane. Lineage: Eukaryota; Viridiplantae; Streptophyta; Magnoliopsida; Malpighiales; Euphorbiaceae. Gene Ontology annotation, molecular function: transmembrane transporter activity. Gene Ontology annotation, biological process: oligopeptide transport; transmembrane transport.
AAAAUAUUAAAGUCAAUGGCAGAACAAGACAUCUACACAAGAGAUGGUACAAUUGAUUUUCAUGGCAAUCCUGCAGACAAGAAAAAAACAGGAACAUGGAAAGCUUGCCCUUGUAUUCUUGGAAAUGAAUGUUGUGAAAGAUUGGCAUACUAUGGGAUAAACACAAAUUUAGUUAACUAUCUGAAAUUCCAAUUGAACCAAAGCAGUGUUGAGGCUAUCAACAAUGUCACAAAUUGGUCUGGCACUUGCUAUGUCAUGCCAUUGCUUGGUGCUUUUUUAGCUGAUGCCUACUUGGGAAGAUAUUGGACAAUUGCAAGUUUCUCCAUCAUUUAUGUUCUUGGGAUGACAUUGUUAACAUUAUCAGCAUCAGUUAAAGGACUAAAACCAUCCUGCAACCAUAGCAAUGUUUGUCAUCCGACAGGAACAGAAACUUCAGUAUUCUUCUUAGGACUAUACCUUAUAGCAUUAGGGACAGGAGGGAUUAAGCCUUGUGUCUCUUCUUUUGGUGCAGAUCAAUUUGAUGAUUCUGAUGAAACAGAGAAGAAACAAAAGAGUUCUUUCUUUAAUUGGUUUUAUUUUUCAAUUAAUAUUGGCGCUCUUAUUGCUUCUUCUAUUCUUGUUUGGAUACAAACGAACGUUGGGUGGGGGUGGGGUUUUGGUAUCCCAGCUGUGGCUAUGGCAAUUGCUGUUAUGAGUUUUUUUUCUGGGACUAAGUUUUAUAGAAACCUGAAACCUGGAGGGAGUCCUUUGACGCGUACAUGCCAAGUGAUUGUUGCUUCCUUGAGGAAAUUUAGAGUACAAGUUCCUGAUGAUGAGUCUCUUUUGUUUGAGACGUCUGAUGAGGAAUCUGCUGUCAAAGGAAGCAGGAAGCUUCACCACACAAAACAACUAAGUUUCUUUGACAAGGCAGCAGUAGAAACAGAAUCAGACAGAGUAAAAGGCUCAAUACACCCAUGGAGACUAUGCACAGUAACACAAGUAGAAGAACUAAAAUCCAUAAUUAGAUUACUUCCAAUAUGGGCAACAGGAAUAAUUUUCUCUGCAGUAUAUACUCAAAUGGGAACCUUAUUUGUUCUCCAAGGCAACACUAUGGAUCUCCAAAUCACUUCUUCAUUCCAAAUCCCUUCUGCCUCUCUCUCCCUCUUCGACACCGUUAGCGUAAUCUUCUGGGUUCCAAUUUAUGACCGUAUGAUCGUACCAAUAGCAAGAAAAUUCACAAAACAAAAAAAUGGGUUCACCCAACUUCAAAGAAUAGCAAUUGGGCUAGUCAUAUCUAUUUUUUCAAUGGCAGUGGCAGGAACCCUGGAAAUGGCCAGGCUUCACCAAGUCAGGAAAUAUAAUUACUACGAGCUUAAGCAUAUUCCAAUGUCUGUAUUUUGGCAGGUUCCUCAGUAUUUUAUUAUUGGAUGCGCAGAGGUUUUUACUUUUGUUGGGCAAUUGGAGUUUUUCUAUGAACAGGGGCCUGAUGCUAUGAGAAGUCUUUGCUCUGCUUUAUCACUCACUACUGCUGCUCUUGGGAAUUACUUGAGUACAUUUUUGGUGAAUGCUGUGACAGAUUUCAGUACAAGAGGUGGUAAGGAGGGUUGGAUUCCUGAUAAUUUGAAUUAUGGGCAUCUGAAUUAUUUUUUUUGGCUUUUGGGUGGUUUGAGCUUGGUUAAUUUUGGGGUUUACCUUUUGGUUGCCAGGUCUUAUACUUAUAAGAAAACUAUUUAGGUUU